CGCAGUUCAGCGCUACAUUUGAAACACCACCGAAGAAGAAGAAGCUGUUCUGCUAUGCGACAGCAGCAGUUGUAGUUCUGAGCAGCUGGACUGUAGAAACUACAGAAAGAACACCGAGAACACAGAGGAACACUGAGGAACACGGAGACGGGCACCGACAUGAGUGACGCCACCGCGGACACGAGCACGCUCUGCCUCUUUGACGUGGACGGCACGCUGACAGCCGCGAGACAGGUCGUGACUCCAGACGUUGCAGAGUUCCUGCAGGAGCUGAAGACUCGGGUUCGGGUCGGCGUCGUGGGAGGGUCGGACCUCAGUAAGAUCCAGGAGCAGCUGGGCAGUGACGUGAUCCAGAAGGUGGACUACGUGUUUGCUGAGAACGGGCUGGUGGCCUACAAGAACGGACAGCUGCUCUCUGUGCAGUCCAUCCAGGCUCACAUGGGAGAAGAACUUCUGCAAGACUUCAUCAACUUCUGUCUCAACUACAUGGCCAAGAUCAAGCUGCCCAAGAAGAGGGGCACGUUCGUUGAGUUUCGUAACGGCAUGUUGAACAUCUCGCCGAUCGGCCGCAGCUGUACGCAGGAGGAACGAAAGGAGUUCUACGAGCUCGAUCAGAGAGAGAAAAUCAGGGAGAAGUUUGUGUCUGUUUUAAAGGAAGAGUUCAAAGGAAAAGGACUUUCGUUUUCCAUCGGAGGCCAGAUCAGCUUCGACGUGUUUCCUGACGGCUGGGACAAGAGGUACUGCCUGGGCAUCGUUGAGAAGGACGCCUACUCCACCAUCCACUUCUUUGGAGACAAAACCAAACCGGGAGGAAACGACUACGAGAUCUACAGCGACCCGCGGACCAUCGGCCACGAGGUGUCGAGUCCGGAGCAGACCCUGCAGCUCUGUCGGCAGCUCUUCUUCUCCUGAGAGCCUCGGACGCUCAGAGACUCUGACGGACUUCAGGCUUCCACUUAAAGGGACUCAAACAGAAUCCGUUUCCAUCCACGUCACGCCUACGGUUUGUUCCGUCGUUCACCUUCUGCAAGUUUAAAAAAAAAAAACGUUUUUUUUUAACGUCCGAUUCUGAUCUGAUCUGUUAUAUUCGUCAAACCAGCUGUUACAUCCUGGGACUGGAGCAACUUCUUAGUUGGCACUGGUUAGAAAAGACAAAGGUCUGAGCACCAUCAUGUUGCUCUGAUCGAUCGUGAUCAGUAAUCAAUCACUUUUCUAACUGAUCUACGUCACUCUGCGUGGAAACCAACAAGCUAAACAAGUGAAUUUGUACCUUUAACCCAAAGUUUCUGGCCAUCGAGCGAACGUUGCUGCCUUUAUGAGAAGAUCCGUGUGAACGGCGCCCUCUUGUGGUCUUUAUCUCCUCAGAACUGGAAAUCAUGUGAAAGUUGUGAUGUAUUUUAUAGGUUCAUGUUUCGGUGAAAGAUCAUAUAUUGGAUUUUAAUCUGUGAUAAAUGGAGGUAUUCCUGAUUUUUCCUUUUCAUUCUCUACAAUAGACUCAAUAGCGUGCUAAACAGUUAGCAUCAGUAGCAUCCGUGUUGCUGUUUGUCUUGCAGCUUGUUCCUACGACUUGGAUGCCAAACAUUUGGUGCAUGCUACUCUCUGUCAUGGUCUCCAGUUCUGUUUGACGGCAGCGUUCGACGUCAACACCUCGUACACCAGAGUUUCUGACGACUUUCUGAGUUUUUGUUCUGACUCGAGGGGGAAAAUUUUUCCUCACGACCCAGACCAGUCCGUCUAGGAAACGAUCAUCUGCUUCAGUCCAACAGAGUCAACACCGUCACCCUUCAGUCACCGUUGCUCUGGUUGUAGACGACGGCGUUCUUCUCUCUCGUAUUCUGGUUUUACGUUUCCUGCCGUAGAGGUCGUGGUGCGUCGGCCGGUUUUACGAGUUCAUGCAGUCUGAGCCUGUGUGUCGUAACCUUUAUAACACGCAGUCAUGUGACGUUCGUGGCACUUAGAAAAAAGUUUUUAUGUUUUUACGACGAUUCUACUGAAAAAUAUGUGAACUGUGGAAAAUAAAUGAAGGGAACAAUC
Messenger RNA from Stegastes partitus (bicolor damselfish), 2034 nucleotides. RefSeq names its product phosphomannomutase 2 (gene pmm2). The coding region runs from base 160 to 912 and encodes 250 amino acids. The transcript is spliced from 8 exons. Gene Ontology annotation, molecular function: phosphomannomutase activity. Lineage: Eukaryota; Metazoa; Chordata; Actinopteri; Pomacentridae. The record is from RefSeq and is a predicted model, not a curated record. Gene Ontology annotation, biological process: GDP-mannose biosynthetic process; mannose metabolic process; protein N-linked glycosylation. Gene Ontology annotation, cellular component: cytosol.